CGAUGCGGCUGGAACUUGCGUGAGAAUCCGUUUCCGAUUGAUCUGCGACCAUAGAUUAAGAUAAACGAUCCAAGAGGGCGGGAAAGUGCGAAGAGUGUUCUUAUCAGCGCGCGGAUUGCUUUGGUUCGGUCGGUGUGUUUUGGAGAAGAAGAAGAAGAAGAAGAAGAAGAAGAAGAAGACAAUCCCGAAGUAAGCGUUGUCUUUGACAUAAAACAAAAUAAGGAAAUCCAAUUGCAGUCAGCAACAAGUAUUAACAGCUUAAACUUACAACUCAGUGCAAAUAUAACCUAAGAUAUUCACGAAGCGGUCUCACAAUGGAAACGCACGUGGAAGAUAAAUUUAUGGCUCUGAACGUUGAAACACUCCAAAAGCGUCAAUCGAUGCGCCCGGCCCACCUGACCGUCACGAAGCAAAGCUCUUGCCACGUCUUUUGUCACCGGUUCUUCAUUUGCGUUCUCCUCAUCGCUGUAGUCCUGCUAUCGUCGAUCAUCUACGCCAUCUACAGCUAUGCAUCCACCGUACCGGAUGUCUGUCACAGCAAGGAAUGUCUCCGCUCGGCGGCAGCCUUCAAGCAGAACAUGGACCUCACAGUAGAUCCGUGCGACGAUUUCUACUCGUACGUCUGCGGAAACUGGGGCGAUGAUCAUCCACGUCCGGAAGGGCACGGAGCCUACAGCUGGUACCAUGAACGCCAAACCAAAAUCUACCGGGUCAUUCGAGCCCAGCUGGAGACCAACAGCAGCCGAUCGGAUCCGAAACCGGUCGCCCAGGCCAAGUCCAUGUACAAGGCGUGCCUAAGCAAAGCAAACCGCGAGCGCUAUGGGUACACAGCUGUCCAAAAAUAUCUGAAGGAAUUUGGACUACCUACGACUCCAACGUUGCUGAACCGCACGAAGAUCUCCUAUCGAAGGUACAAAUUUGAUUGGAUCAGUUCGGUUGCAAAGAUCCAGAGGAAACUGGGGCUGAACAUAAUCGUAGGGUUCAGCAUAGAGCAAGAUCAUCGCGACAAAAACAGAAACCUAAUGACCCUGGGGUACCACUACAGACCGGACGAGUUGAGAUUUCCAAACUACGAAUGGUCCAAGCUGAAACCGAAAGCACUUACUCGAAGACUUGCUGUUCGUUCAACGGAAGAGUAUACCGACGAGUCAGACGAAGAAAGCGAGGAAGACGACGAAGAAAUUGAUUCGAAAUCAUUUGCGAGAAUUAUCGAGUUGAUCAACCCUGGCAUCGAUACCAGCGAGAUAGAAGACAAAAUCUCCGUUCUAGCAGAACGAUUCGCAGCAUUCGAUGAUUCUCUUCCCAAGCCACUGGAUUCGGAAGAUGACGAAGAACCGCAGUACUACACUGUCAAAGAACUGCAAAAUUUAACUGACGCACACAUCAAACCGAAAAAAUCAUACCCUGUUUGGCAGCGUUAUCUGGAUAUCCUGUUUGCCAAUCUUCCGGAUACCAAACCUUCCGCCGAAGAACAGCUUCAGCUCUACCCUGAGAACGUAGAAUUCCUCGGGAAACUGAUCGACGUAAUCUCCGAGCAACCGCCGGCCUUGAUUGAGCUGUACAUUUGGGGUACCGUUGCUUCGUUUCUAGUGGAACACGAGUUCAACAAGGCCGUACUGGAAGAAGAAUGCGCACAGAUCGUACACAAGCUGAUGGGACUGGCCGUUAGCUAUGCGAUUGCAGAUCAGGACUUCCUCGAGAAGACAAAGCCCCGCAUCGAACAGAUGUUGAACGACAUACGAAUGGAGUUCGACAGUAUGAUACUGGAAACGGACUGGAUGGAUGCCUACACCAAGUAUGCAUCGUUGGAGAAGUCCAAGGCCAUGAAGUCGUUGAUUGGUUUCCCGGAGUGGAUCCUCGAUGUCAAGAAACUGGAGGAGCACUAUCGAGGAUUGCAGAUCAGCCCAACUCACCAUCUGGAGAACUGGGUCAAUGCUCUGCAGUUUCUGAAUACGGAAUGGCUGCGCUCGUGGCGGGUGAAAAACAAUGAAGUUUGGGACAUGGACCCAACGGAAGUCAAUGCAUUCAACACCUUUGAACGGAAUGCGAUCAAUAUUCCAGUGGCCAUCAUCCAGUAUCCAUUCUAUUACCUUGGAUUGGAUGCCCUCAACUACGGAGCGCUCGGAGAAACCCUUGGACACGAGCUUACCCAUGGAUUCGAUAACUCCGGUCGCAACUACGAUCAGUACGGCAACGAGAAAUGCUGGUGGUCAAACCAUACGCUUCAGGAGUACGAUGAUCGGGCCCAGUGCCUGGUGGAUCAGUACAGUUCGUACUACGUUCCGGAAGCGAAGGCGAAUAUCAACGGAACGCUAACCCUCGGAGAGAACAUCGCCGACAAUGGAGGACUUCGGGAGGCAUUGCGUGCCUAUCGAGCAUACGUAAAGCGAAACGGUCCGGAAGCAGAUCUACCAGGAUUCGAAGAUUUCACCCACGAACAGCUGCUGUUCAUCUCGUUUGGGAACCAAUACUGCGAAACGGUGAGUCCAUCGGUUGCCGUGCAUCUACUAAAAGACGAACACAGUCCGUCCAAGUUUCGAGUGCAGGGAGUGUUGAGCAACAUGCCGGAAUUCAGCGAAGCAUUUCAGUGUCCAUCCGGCAGUAGAAUGAACCCGAAGGACAAGUGUCGUGUGUGGUGAGGAAAUUUAUGA
Molecule: messenger RNA, 2651 nt
Organism: Ochlerotatus camptorhynchus
Lineage: Eukaryota; Metazoa; Arthropoda; Insecta; Diptera; Culicidae
Product: neprilysin-4-like
Exons: 10
Coding region: 315-2639 (774 amino acids)
Biological process (GO): protein processing
Cellular component (GO): plasma membrane
Molecular function (GO): metalloendopeptidase activity
Source: RefSeq, a predicted model, not a curated record